GUUGCAGUGACAGACGCGGGGCGGGACUGGAUCUCCCAAAUCCACUAAGUUGUUGCAAAACUUCCGAUCUGCAGCCUGAGACCGUUAGAAAAUACUUUGAAAAGGGAAGUCACCACGGACAUCACGACCAUGGCAGAUGAAGCAGCAGUUGUGGAGGAAGGCGUCGGCCCAGCUCAGACCCCACUGGUCACAGUCAGCUUCCAGAAAAAUGCCAACAGGAAAGAGAAGUACCUGGAGGCUGAGCCCAAAGCUCUGGGGAUCACUCAGAUUGGCCUGAGCUUGUUUAAGGUCACUUGCAUGGUUCUGUUUCUGUCCCAAGGCCUGGGUGCUGUGAGCACUGAUGUACCAUUCUUCAUUUCAUCUCUACUGGUGAUAAUUGCUGGGAGUUUGGCUAUAGCAGCACAGAACCUCCAUCUGCCAACGCUGAGGGCCUGUUUCGGGAUGCAGAUUGUCGCCUGUACUGCCUCCAUCUUCAACAUUAUACUUUCUCUGAUUAAAAUGAAUGAGUCAUCUUAUGGGUGCUACAUUUAUUACUACGAUCACAGCGCCGCAGAAAUGGAAAAAUGCAGAAAGUAUUCGGACGCCAACUCACACUUUUUUGCUGAAGGUAUAGCCAUUCAGGCUGCUCUGUUGGCCAUCUCCUUCACUUUGGUUGCCUACUGCUACAAGGUGAUCAACUGCUGCUCACCAGCUCCCAAAAUGCCGGUGAUCACUGUACAAGCCCCCCCUGUCCAACAGUGAGGACACAAAAAGGACAAGGGCAGAAGACAGGUGGUCAGCCACAUGUGAAUGCUACACAAAGUUAAAGUUGCAAUAAUCAAUAUGUUUAAUUUAACAAUGGAUCAAAUGGCUAUGUGUAAUGUCAAGGGGGUCAGUUGUAGUGACAAACCCACAAAGAGUUAUCAUCAACUCUGCAGGUCCCCUCAGCUCAGGCUGUUCACAUGCACUGUUUGUAUGUAUACCUAAUGCACAACGAUUCAUGUAUAACCCACGUAAUCAGGAAGACUGCAACCAUGUGAUCAGUGCGCUGACAGGAGUAAAGACAGAAGUAGUCCACAUAAGGAUGCAGGUUCAAGUGUGGAUGGGUAACAAAACACAGGACCUUCCCCCAAGAGACCAAUGUUCAGAAUUGUGUAAAACCAAAUGAACUAUGAGUUUUUUAAAGUACGUUGUCACCAUGUUUGCACAAAAUUUAUGGGGAUUGGAGGAAUUUGUGAUCGCAAAAUCCCAACAUCCUUAAGGGACUGAUUAGCUAAUCAACAUAGUGGAGCAUGUAGCAGCUAAAAUGACAGGUAAUUUUUUCAGGAGUUGGUGGAGACCAAACCAGAGCUAAAACAAGAGUGAAUAUUACACUUACAUUCCAUAUUUUUAUGAGAUGUUUUUUAUAUGUGCUCCCUCUCUAUGUAGUCCCUGUCUAAUGUGUUUGUUAAUUAAAAUGCUGCAGUGUAGGCACAUUGGACAAAUACUAAAAUAAGUACAGGCACACGAUGAAGCGUCUCUACAAUAUGUAACAAGAAACAAUUACAUGGUAAUGGCAAAUGCUAAAAUGUAAUAUGACCGUAGUACAAGUAGAGAAAAUUCAUAAAAUCUGUCAACAGGUCAGUUACACAGAAAUUUCUAUCUCAAGUUUACUAAGAUUAGCCUCCAUAAGCUAUUGGUCAUUACAGCUGACUAUCCGUACUCAAUACCUGUACAAUAUCAACCAAAAUAACCCACUACCAAGUAGUAUCGAAACAUCUCGAGUCAAAUGAUACCUGCAUUUGAUUAUUUUUUAUGGGUAUUGAAUGAAGUACUUUAGAACUUUAAGGGUACUGGUAAUGGUAUUGUAAUUCUUUAGAUCAGGCGUGUCCAAAGUCUAGCCCGGCGGCCAAUUGUGGCCGCAGACCAAUUUCAAUCGGCCCUCGGCUUGACUUUCAAAAUAAACCACAUGUGGCCCUUUACACAAUAGUGGUUGACUGAGCAAGAUCACUUUGCAUUUUUACCUUUUACCUCACAAUGAUAGGACUAUCAUACACUUUGUAGACAGGCAUCAAGUAAUAGUUCAUUAAAAGAUAAAAAUGGUUGCAUUUAUCUCACUUUUUGUUUUUUUAAAACCAAUUUGAUGGGGG
Molecule: messenger RNA, 2108 nt
Organism: Epinephelus fuscoguttatus (brown-marbled grouper)
Lineage: Eukaryota; Metazoa; Chordata; Actinopteri; Perciformes; Serranidae
Exons: 7
Coding region: 130-741 (203 amino acids)
Source: RefSeq, a predicted model, not a curated record